This is a messenger RNA of Acaromyces ingoldii, 1512 nucleotides long. Its product is annotated as acyl-CoA dehydrogenase NM domain-like protein. Gene Ontology annotation, molecular function: acyl-CoA dehydrogenase activity; flavin adenine dinucleotide binding. The record is from RefSeq and is a predicted model, not a curated record. The transcript has 7 exons. NCBI's taxonomy places the organism in Eukaryota, Fungi, Basidiomycota, Exobasidiomycetes, Exobasidiales, Cryptobasidiaceae. The coding region runs from base 106 to 1425 and encodes 439 amino acids.
CGGCGCGCCCGGGCAGCCUUAAAAAUCCCUUUGAUGCGGUUGCGGGGAAGCGAUCGCUCUCCUCUAAACACCACCUUGCUGCUCGACACUAGACCACGAACAGACAUGUCGCUCACAAAGUCAACGACGGCCUUUGCAGAGGCACCUUGGAUCCAAGGCCUUCCGAGCCCGUACUUUAAGAAGAAGUCGCACAUCGCCCUUCGCGAAUAUGUCAAGAAGUGGGUCGCCGACAACAUGGCCGACGAUGCCGAAGAGUGGGACGACUCUGGGAAUGCCGACCCGGAGCUGUUCAAGAAGUUUGCCCGCGACGGGUUCCUGGUGCCUUUUGCGCUGGGCGUCACGAUCCCCAAGAAGUUCCACGACUUGGCGGGCAACAUCACCCUGCCCGGUGGUGUGCCCGCCGACGAGUGGGACCACUUCCACGACUACAUCCUCAUCGACGAGCUCUGCGGCUGUGGUACGCAGCAGAUGAUGAUGGCCAACUACGGUGGUCUCGCCUACGGAGCAGGCCCCAUCGUCCACUUUGCCUCCGAGGCAAUGCAGAAGCGCUUCCUGCCCGACCUGCUGCUGGGAAAGAAGCGCAUCUGCCUUGCCAUCACCGAGCCCCGCGCCGGCUCCGACGUCGCGGGCCUGGGCACGACGGCCGUCAAGACGUCCGACGGCAAGCACUACAUUGUCAAUGGCGAGAAGAAGUGGAUCACCAACGGCAUCUACUCCGACUACUUUACCACGGCCGUGCGCACGAGCGGAAAGCCAGGCGACCACAGCGGCAUCACCUUCCUCGUCAUUCCGCGCAGCGAGGGCCUCGAGACACGCAAGAUGAAGAUGAUGGGCGGCGGCGCCUCGGGCACCACCUACGUCACCUUUGAGGACGUCAAGGUCCCCGUUGAAAACGUCGUCGGCAAGGAGGGCGAGGGCUUCAAAUACAUUAUGUGGAACUUCCUACACGAACGCAUGACCAUCUGCUACGUCGCCAUUCGCCUCUGCCGUGUGUGCCUCGAAGACUCCGUGGAGCACGUCAAGAGGCGCAAGGCCUUCGGUAAGCCUCUGAUUGAGCAGCCCGUCGUGCGCCACAAGAUUGCAAACAUGGCUCGCCAGACCGAGGCUCUGCAAGCCUUCAUCGAGGCCAGCAUCUACCAGUACAGCCAGCUGUCGACAGCCGAGUCCAACUUGAAACUCGGUGGCACGACUGCGCUGCUCAAGGCCCAAUCGACCAUCACGCUCGAGUAUGUGGUGUCGGAGGCGGUCAUGCUCUUUGGCGGCAUGGGCAUCACAAAGGGCGGCGCGGGCGAGCGCGUCGAACGCAUCUUCCGCGAGUUCAAGGCCCUCUCCAUCCCUGGUGGCAGCCAGGACGUGAUGCUGGACCUGGGCGUGAGGCAGCAGCUCAAGCUCAUUGAAGCGCAAAGGGCAAAGAGCAACCUGUAGCGUGUUUUCUUCUACUCUCGUUACCCCUCUAGCAAAAAUGUGCUCCCUCUCCUGAUGACAGAGAAAAAUAAAACAAUGAAGGAACAA